CUUGAAUCGCCUCACCAGAGUUGUGGAGAGACACUGGUUGAGUCCCUCGGCGUUUAAUUGAUUUUAGGAACGUACUAUUGCAGAAAGGAUAAACAUUUGGGAGCAAAUACUCUUCCUUCCUCCGGCGUUGGUGACGCAAGAACGCCCAGUUUCCAUCAUGCACAACAAUCCCCUUCCCAUCCUCUCUGUCAGACCCAUUCGGGCUCUGGUGGACGAACCCUUUAAAGUAUUUGUUGAGAAUCUACGACCGGGAUCUCCAGUGACGCUACACUCGCUCCAUCUUUCAGAAGAUGGAGACCACUGGGAGGCUUUUGGACACUAUGUCAGCAGCCAGCGGGGAACAGUGUCUGUUGCGGAUGAUUUGAGCUUCGGCGGAACUUACAGUGGAAAAGAGCCCAUGGGUUUGUUGUGGAGUCAGCGGCCCGUUCCUGGAAGUCGCAGAGACCUCAGGUUAAGGAAGAUGAAUGUCACCACCCCCAUGCUGGUCCACAUCUCUGUCUACAGUGGACACCUGACUGGAGGCUUUCAGGACCAUGUUCCUCUGGCUUCAGUGCUGACAGAGAGAUGGUACAUGGCUCCUGGAGUCAAGAGGGUCAGCGUGAAAGAGGGAAAUAUUUUGGGGACCCUGUUUAUACCUCCAGGUCCAGGACCCUUCCCUGGGCUGCUGGACAUGUGGGGUGGAGGAGGAGGUCUGGUUGAGUAUCGGGCUGCGUUACUGGCUUCACAUGGCUACGUCUCUUUCGCUCUGUCUUACUUGUCUGCUGAGCAGGGUCUGUUAAGUGAAAAAGAUUUUGAGUCAGUGUUUAACAUGAUCAAAAACCAUCCUCAAGUCAUCCCAGACAAAGUUGGACUAUUUGGCCUUUCCCUCGGAACAUUUAUAACCCUUUACCUUGCAGUGGAGAGCAAAGUCGUCAAGCCCAGUUGUUGUGUUUGCGUCAACGGCACACAUGCGGUCUCCUAUGGAAACGGCUCAACUGUGACCCCUUCUCAUGCUCUGUUGGGGGACCACAGCAAGGGCCGUAUGGAUGAGAACGGCCAUGUUAUAUUGCGGGAUUUCACGCUGCCGAUUUCCGCCGACCUCUCAAGAAAACUAAAUCUGAGCAAAAUCAACUCUCCCUUGUUGCUGAUCACCGGCAGUGACGAUCAAAAUGUUGCUACUGUGGAAGCUGCUGAGGACAUGGCCCAGGCGAUACACGCCGCUGGAAAAGAUCACCUGCUGACCAAGCUGGUCUAUCCUGGUGCCGGACACCUGAUCGAGCCACCCUUCACGCCACAUUGUAGAUUCUCAAGGUUCAUAAAUAGAAGCCAAGGACAUGACUUGACAAUGCUGUGGGGUGGACACACCAAACCUCAUUCUGACGCUCAGGAAGACUCCUGGAAGAAGAUCCUAGCCUUCCUGCAAAUGCACCUCUACAGCAGCUCCUGUCCAAGAGCCAGGAUGUGAGACUGGACCAGCAGGAGGUCAAUCAGAGCAUAGCAGAGGUGGAACCACAGAACUGUUGUCAUCUCUCUUACAAUGAGAGCUUCUUGUUGCUGCUGCUAAAAAUCAAUAUAUAUUUAUCAAUGACUUUAUUCAAUCUUUUACUGGUGAAUGUCACCUUUAUAAAUGUGUAAUACAUGUACAUUAAUAACAGUUCAUGUUGUAAUGUUUGCCUUGAUUCAUUGAUAACUUAUUAAUGUUAAGUUAAAGCGAUAAUUAUUCAUCUGCAGACCAAAAAUAAUCAUAAUGAUGAACAGAAUGUUUUUAUUAAUCAAAAGACUGGUUUAUUUUCUAUGUAAUUUUUUUAAAAUAAAUGAUGAUGAUGAGGAUGUUUUACAUUAAAUGCUUGAAAGCACAUUGGAAUAAUGGUCUGCGUUAGUGUGUGACCUCACCUGUCUUGAAAUGAAAAUAAUUUUAAAUAAUUUUCUUUCAAUCAAUGA
Messenger RNA from Synchiropus splendidus (mandarinfish), 1920 nucleotides. RefSeq names its product bile acid-CoA:amino acid N-acyltransferase-like. The record is from RefSeq and is a predicted model, not a curated record. The coding region runs from base 158 to 1444 and encodes 428 amino acids. Lineage: Eukaryota; Metazoa; Chordata; Actinopteri; Syngnathiformes; Callionymidae. The transcript has 11 exons. Gene Ontology annotation, molecular function: fatty acyl-CoA hydrolase activity. Gene Ontology annotation, biological process: acyl-CoA metabolic process; fatty acid metabolic process.